AUGAAAAAUGGCCCCAAGAUUUCCCAGCAGAACAUUGCCCAAAGCAUCACACUGCCUCCGCUGGCUUGCCUUCUUCCCAUAGUGCAUCCUGGUACCAUGUGUUCCCCAGGACGCCGCACUGACCCCAUCAUCUAUGCAGUGGGAGGCUGCAGUUUAGAUGGAAGAAAGACGACCUUCAGAAGAAACUCUGACAAGAGUCUUGAGAGAGCCAGCAAGAGGAGGAGGACAACUGCCUUUAAAGGAAAGUACGAGGAGGGAGAACUGCUGGGUGAAGGAGGCUUCGGAUCGGUCUUUGCUGGCUACCGCAGAGUCGAUAGUCUGCCAGUUGCCAUAAAACGUAUUGCCGAGUUUGGCAUUAAGCGCACACCAAUGCUUCUGGAUGGCAGAAUGUGCAAGGUCCCUCUGGAGGUGGCACUGCUGCUGAAAGUCCAAUCAGCAGCUGCAGGGACCAGUGCAGCCGUGGCCCUACUGGACUGGUACGAUCUGAACCACGAGCUGAUCCUCAUUCUGGAGAGACCAGUACCCUGCAUGGACCUCAUAGACUUUAUGGAAACUAGAGGGUCCCACCUGCAGGAGAAUGAGGCUAAAACCAUAACCAAACAGAUGGUGGAUGCUCUGAUUGAAGUCCAGUCCAGUGGUGUGUUCCACAGGGACAUCAAGCUGAACAACAUUCUGAUUGAAACCGGCUCUGAUGUCCCACAAGUCCGAAUUAUUGACUUUGGCUGUGGCACAUUUCUGUCAGAAGAAGUGUACACUACAAAACAAGGAACCUUCGACUACACCAGCCCCGAAUGGUUCCUCUGCCAGAGCUACAGGGCCGAACCCACUACUGUUUGGGAGCUCGGUGUAGUGCUGUUUGGGAUGUUGCAUGGAUGUCUCCCCUUCUCAAACAGCUUCGACAUUAUCAACGAGGACCCAGAAAACAGACAUGGUCUUUCUUAUGACUGCCAGGAUUUUAUUUUGAGCUGUCUGGAGAAGCGCCCAGAGGACCGGCCUACCCUGGAGACACUUAAACACCACUCCUGGGUGAUAUGAUCCAGACUGGACCUCUCUGGACCACAGAUGGACCUCCAGCUCCCCUUCCUCCAUGAUUAAUGCUGCUGUGGUUCCAAUGUCUGGCUCUAACUGCAUCCUACUUUGAAGCAGUAGAA
Molecule: messenger RNA, 1151 nt
Organism: Morone saxatilis (striped sea-bass)
Lineage: Eukaryota; Metazoa; Chordata; Actinopteri; Moronidae
Product: serine/threonine-protein kinase pim-2-like
Exons: 8
Coding region: 1-1035 (344 amino acids)
Biological process (GO): protein autophosphorylation; regulation of mitotic cell cycle; negative regulation of apoptotic process
Cellular component (GO): cytoplasm
Molecular function (GO): ATP binding; protein serine/threonine kinase activity
Source: RefSeq, a predicted model, not a curated record